AUGAAGCAAAACUCAUCAAUCAAAAAGAAAGAAAGAAGUGAAGAAGGGAAACAGCGGAAGGAACGCCUGAGGAAGAGAGGAAAGAGGAGAAAGAGGCGUUUGAGGCCCAGACUGGAUGGGGAAUCCACUCUAUUAAGGGUGGAUAAAGUGGAGUCAGUGCAACUGAGAGAAUCAACACAACCCGAGGAGGAAACAACGCAAGUUAGAUUGGUUGCGACUGAUGAUGGAGAAGGUGCAGACAUCACCCCCUUGAUGUGGCGUCGCAAUGAGAAUGCGCCACAAGGGUCAGCAGUCGACCCGCCAAUUUUGCAUGAUGCUUUAGAAGAAAAGGAGAGGAGGAGAGAAGAGGAGGAAGAAAAUCAAGAGAAAAUGUUGCGGGCACAACUAAUCAUCACAGAGGGUAGUCGAAGAAGAAAAUUACAAGAUGAGAAGGUGCACCGCAACAACGCAAAAUCGACAGAAGAGGAAAGGAAAAAGCUCGAGGAAGAACAGCGCAUUUUUCUGGCCUCAGAGCA
Messenger RNA from Benincasa hispida (wax gourd), 515 nucleotides. The record is from RefSeq and is a predicted model, not a curated record. Lineage: Eukaryota; Viridiplantae; Streptophyta; Magnoliopsida; Cucurbitales; Cucurbitaceae.